UUCCGGAUGAUUACUCCUCUUUGCUAAGAAGUGAGAGAGACUGCAUGGUAAAAUCGAGAGCCGAGCUGUUUGCCGAGAUCAAUGUUACUCCACCAGCAAAGGACAGUGACAAUGAGUCAGUUGAAGGGAAAGAAGAUACGCCGGAAAGAGAAACGAAAGUUGGUGAAAAGGAAGAGCAACUUCAGGCAGAAAAGCCCCCCAAAAAGAAAAGAAAAACAAAGAAAAAGGAUGACGCUAAUAAAGAAAAUCGGCCUGCAGUCAAGGAUAAAUUGGUGAGUAUAUUUUUACUGUGCAUCAGUCUGACUCAUUGCAGUCUAACAAGAGAAACCUCGCCACGAAGGGAAAACUUGGAUAGUUUAUUAAUGCGAAAUUUGAUCAGACCAUAUUCAGAGGCGGAUCUGGCCUGUUUUGUUAGAGGGGGUGAAGGUUUUCCAGAGGGAAGUUCAUUACUAUACGAGGGUCAGGAGGCAUUUUCUCUCAGAAAAUGUUUCAAUUUGAAGAUCUAAAGUGCCACUUCAGUUCUGAGCACAACAUUUAUUUCCUCAAUAUAUUCAAAGGGGUAUUGGACACUACUAGAAGGGGGGGGGGCACACCCCCUGCACCUGGCCCACUCUGUGAACAUUCCCAGUGGAAAAAUAUUUGUUAUUAUUUAGAAAUUCUGAAUCCAUUAUUAUAUAGGCUACAGUAAUUGGUGUUGGGAAGGCUCCUCGACUGCCACUCUCCCCAGUAGGAAAUAUACCAUUGCCUACGACUGCAAGUACACCUGCAAUGGAAGAAAAUCUCCAUCCGACAAUACCAUCUACACCAAAUGCCAGCAACAAUCUACCAGGUCGAGUAAAUACUAUUAGCGAAGAUCUGGCUCCUUUAACGACGACACCAAAUUUCAGCAACACUCUCUGUGGUGUACAAAAUAUCGCUCAUGGUGGGAUAACCAACACUAGCCAAGAUAUGAUAGUCCCUUCGACACCAGAUGUCAGCAACUGCACUCUUCUUGAUUUGGACAGUAUUGUUAGCGAAGAUCUGGCUCCUUUGGGAUAA
Molecule: messenger RNA, 1038 nt
Organism: Paramuricea clavata
Lineage: Eukaryota; Metazoa; Cnidaria; Anthozoa; Malacalcyonacea; Plexauridae
Source: the annotation of a GenBank genome assembly